CCGCAAAAUGGUGCAGCGCUUGACUUUGAGGAGACGUCUGUCCUACAAUACCAAGUCCAACAGGAGGCGCAUUGUGCGCACACCCGGCGGCCGCCUGGUAUACCAGUACGUCAAGAAGAACCCAACUGUGCCACGCUGCGGUCAGUGCAAGGAGAAGCUAAAGGGCAUCACACCAUCUCGCCCCAGCCAGCGGACUCGCUUGUCGAAACGUCACAAGACAGUCUCCCGCACCUACGGAGGUGUGCUUUGCCAUGGCUGCCUGCGCGAGCGUAUUGUGCGUGCUUUCCUCAUCGAGGAACAGAAGAUUGUCAAGGCCCUGAAAAGCCAGCGUGAGGCAUUGGUGAAACCCGUCAAGAAGGUGGUUGAAAAGAAACCCACCAAGGCGGCCGCAACCAAGAAACCCGCCGGCAAAACCGGAGCCAAGGGCGCUGUAAAAACUGCGUCGAAGAAACCCGCACCUAAAACCGGUGUUAAGUCCAAGAAGUAAAUGUUAAGAGAUUUUUGUUUGAAACAAUAAUUGGACGCGGAAUAAUUUUUAAUAAACAAAAAAUACAAAUAUUCAA
Molecule: messenger RNA, 563 nt
Organism: Scaptodrosophila lebanonensis
Lineage: Eukaryota; Metazoa; Arthropoda; Insecta; Diptera; Drosophilidae
Gene: RpL34a
Product: 60S ribosomal protein L34
Exons: 2
Coding region: 8-487 (159 amino acids)
Biological process (GO): translation
Cellular component (GO): ribosome
Molecular function (GO): structural constituent of ribosome
Source: RefSeq, a predicted model, not a curated record